Molecule: messenger RNA, 1386 nt
Organism: Cladocopium goreaui
Lineage: Eukaryota; Dinophyceae; Suessiales; Symbiodiniaceae
Source: the annotation of a GenBank genome assembly
AUGCUUCCUCCACAGCGCCUGGCUCAUGGUGCAGCACCUGCCAGCGUUGCCGCGGGCGCUUCAACACUGUGCUCGGGAAGCUGUGGAGCAAGGAGUUCCAGAGAGUGGACUCCCAGGGUUGGAGGCCCUAUGGGCAUUGCUGGAUUAGGCCUGGCCUGUGGAUUCUCAACAAGGCGCAGCACCUGUUCGCGCCGCACGGCGCGGGGAUUGAAGGUGGUGCGCAAUGCCACCGAGUCACUGGAUCGGUCCUACCUGAACUUCACGGGCUUUCCUUUCCCGCUUGGCCCGGUCUUCGCCCGUCGCACUGUUCGAACACAGAUCGGCGAUGGCAUGUGGACCUUCGAGCAGGAACAGAAGCUGGCGAACAUCGCGGUGAACGUUCGAAUGACAGCCAUCAAGUUGGAAGAUGGCAGCUUGUGGGUCCACAACCCUGUGGCCCCAACGGAAGAGUGCAAUGCUCUGCUAAGGGAGUUGGAUCUUCCAGUGAAAUACAUCGUGCUGGGUAGCGCACAGUACGAACAUAAGAUUUUCGUGGCGCCCUUUGCCCGACGUUGGCCGGAUGCCAAGGUGUACACGGUACAGCAAUGGUCCUGGCCCCUGGAUCUGCCCAGCGCCUUCUAUGGCAUCUUUGCCACAGAGCUGAAGGACGGAGAGGACACGCCAUGGUCUUCAGAGAUCGACAAACAGCUGCUGUGUCCCAAGGACCGACUGGGUCUGGGAUAUAGCGCAUCUGAGUGUGCCUUCUUCCAUCGAAGGUCAAAGACGUUGAUUUGCACGGACGCCCUGGUCUAUGUCCCGGAGGAUCCACCUGCAGUGCUGGACAAGGAUGAGCUUAAAGGGCUGGGGCGGACGGCGAAUAACUUCAUUUUGGACCUGGUGGCCUUCGUAAAUUGGCGUGGCAGCGGCGACGUUGUGCGCAAGGCCAUCGCGGAGGAGUCCGGCGGGCCGAGCCCUUCCGAUGCGGCGCUGCUGAGGAAGGGCUGGCAACGAGACGCGCUGUUGUCGUUGUACUUCGGUCCCGAUGGGGGUAGCAUCGUGGAACCAUCGCAGGCCUUCAGAUCCAUUGCUGGCCGCUGGAUUGUGGGGCCCGUUUGCUACUCCUUGGUCUACGGGGGAAAGAUCCGCGAAGACGUGAAGGAGUGGUCUGAACGUCUCUGCGAGUGGGAUGUGCAGCAGAUUCUGCCGGGACACUUCGCGGGACCUGUGGGUGGAAAUCCUGACGACAUCCGGCGAGCCUUCGAAGUCUUGGGAGAGAACGUGGAGGCCACAGAGCCUCCGGACUUCGCCCUGCCCUGGCCCUUUCCGCAGCCCGUGCGCUACCCGGCAGAGGACUUGAAGCUGCUCACUGACAUCCGAGGCGCCCUGCGGGCGUUGAACGUGAUUUAG